Messenger RNA from Paramacrobiotus metropolitanus, 2913 nucleotides. Its product is annotated as thioredoxin reductase 1, cytoplasmic-like. NCBI's taxonomy places the organism in Eukaryota, Metazoa, Tardigrada, Eutardigrada, Parachela, Macrobiotidae. The transcript has 6 exons. Gene Ontology annotation, cellular component: mitochondrion; cytosol. Gene Ontology annotation, biological process: cellular response to oxidative stress; cell redox homeostasis; glutathione metabolic process. Gene Ontology annotation, molecular function: thioredoxin-disulfide reductase (NADPH) activity; flavin adenine dinucleotide binding; glutathione-disulfide reductase (NADPH) activity. The record is from RefSeq and is a predicted model, not a curated record. The coding region runs from base 142 to 2382 and encodes 746 amino acids.
AAAUUCUAUGAAAUCAGAGAAUUUCUAAUUAUCAAAUCGUUGUUCUACCGCAGUCUGCCAUCGAUAAAUCAUGCUAUCACACACGAGACAAUUGACUUAAUUCUUCUGCGGUCUUUCUAGCGAAAAUGCUCUCUCUGUACGAUGUUAAUAACUGGUUUGAGGCAAGCAGGUUGGCUGUGGGCUGGCACAGCUAGACAGCAGCGACAUGCUGUAUCACGUUUAACGCCACUCUCUUGUAACCCGUCAGCAGCAUCUGAUCGGCCCCGCGUUUUACAGCGUUCAUUUUCCCUACUUCGGAGUGUGUGUCGAUCCGGUGGUGUUGUCCAUCAUUGUGAUUAUUCUACGCCCCGCUCCCGUGUCGUCCGUGGAGGAGGGAGAGGGACGCCCGAGGCGGUGGGUUCCUGUGGGGUCCCCGGACUCAUCACAACAACAGCAGCGCAGUGCAGUUCAUGCUGGCGCGCUGAUCCUCAGUUGUCCAUAAGGAGAUUGUACUCCACUGAUUGUACGGAAAAUAUGCCGCCCAUCACGGAGGAAGAACGGGAAUUGGAGAAAAAUAAAGCACAGGUGGUAAAAUGGAUCAAAGACGACUCGACCCCUGUGAUCGUCUUCAGCAAGACCACCUGUCCCUUCUGUAAAAAAGUCAAAGAACUCCUGAACACCCUCACCGUCAAGUACACCGCCAUCGAGCUGGACACCCUUCCGAAUGGUCCAGCGCUCCAGUCAGCGCUGCACUCUCUGACCAACCAGAAGACCGUCCCCAACGUCUUCAUCCGGGGCCAGCACAUCGGCGGCUGUGAUGCCACGACCAAACUGCACGAGGACGGCAAGCUCCUCCCGCUGAUCAACGCCGGCGGCGGGUCGGCGGCCACCCUCCCCGCCAGCGCCAGCAACACAAGCACCAAUGGGGAAGUGGCGCAGCGGAAGUAUGACUACGAUCUGGUGGUGAUUGGCGGGGGAUCGGGCGGGUUGGCGGCCGCCAAGGAAGCGGCGGGACUGGGCGCCAAGGUGGCCGUGUUUGAUUUUGUCCAGCCGACGCCGAUGGGGACGGCGUGGGGGUUGGGCGGGACGUGUGUGAAUGUCGGGUGUAUACCGAAGAAGCUGAUGCACCAGGCCAGUUUGUUGGGGGAGGGGAUUGAGGAUGCCAAGAAGUACGGGUGGGAGAUUGGGGAGGAGAAGAAGCAUAACUGGCAGACGAUGAUUACCAAUGUGCAGGAUUACAUAUCCUCGUUGAAUUGGAAAUACAAGUUGGCGCUGCGCGACGCCACCGUCACCUACCACAACGCCUACGCGAAAUUCGUCGACCCGCACAAGAUGCUGGCGGUGACGGCCAAGAACAAGCAGGUGGAGCUGACGUCGGAGCGCUUCAUCAUCGCCACGGGCGGUCGGCCGCGCUACCCCGACAUCCCCGGCGCCAAGGAGUACUGCAUCACCAGCGACGACAUCUUCUCCCUGCCCUACCCGCCCGGCCGGACGCUGGUCGUGGGGGCCAGUUACGUGGCGCUGGAAUGCGCCGGUUUCCUGCACGGACUGGGAUACGAUGUGACGGUGAUGGUGCGGUCGAUAUUUUUGCGUGGAUUCGAUCAGGAGAUGGCCGAGAGGAUAGGGAAGUACAUGGAGGAGACCAAGGGGAUUAAGUUCAUCAAACAGGCCGUGCCGACCAAGGUCGAGAGGCUGGAGGAAGGCGAACCGGGCCGUUUGAGGGUAACGUCGGAUCAAAAGGGACAGGAAAUUGUUGAUGAGUAUAAUACCGUGUUGUUUGCCAUUGGACGUGAUGCCUGCACAGGGACCAUCGGUCUGGAGAAGGCCGGCGUCAAAGUCAACCCCAAAACCGGAAAACUGGAUGCCAUUGCCGAGCAGACGAAUGUCAAGCACGUUUAUGCCAUUGGCGAUGUGCUGUGUGGCCGCCCCGAAUUAACGCCGGUGGCCAUCCAAGCGGGCACGAUGUUAGCGCGGCGUCUGUACGGCGGAUCGAGCGAAGUGUACGACUACGACAUGAUCCCCACGACGGUCUUCACCCCGCUGGAGUACGGCGCCAUCGGGUACGCCGAGGAGGCGGCCAUCGAGAAGUACGGGAAGGAGAACAUUGAGGUGUACCACACCCUGUACCGGCCGCUGGAAUGGACGCUGCCGGGGCAUGCCGAUAAUGCGUGCUACGCGAAGCUGGUGUGUCUCAAGUCGGAGGACGAACGGGUCAUCGGGUUCCAUGUGUGCGGACCCAAUGCCGGCGAGAUCACGCAGGGCUACGCGGUGGGAAUGCGUCUAGGUGCCCGGAAGAAGGACUUUGACCUGACGACCGGCAUCCAUCCGACCUGCUCCGAGAUCUUCACCACACUGAACAUCACCAAGAGCAGCGGGAAGGAUAUCAGCGCGGCGGCCUGCUGAGGUUAAAGAUCCCGGCGGGAACGGGGGAGGAACAGCCGUUCCUUCCCUGUUUCCAGCCGGAUGCGGGCGUAUGGGGUGCGGAGCGCUGCUUCACUGUCUGGUUGGCGUUAUGAUGAUGCCCAUUCUCAACCGGAUUAUACCGGCGGUGGGUGUCGGAUGGAUCAACUGGGCGGUGGCAGUGCGUGGGAAAACUGUUUGUUGCGAACUGAUUGCGGCAUGGUAAUCGUAUGAUGUGUCUGUGUGUCUGCGUAUUUAUCUUUUAUUUUCCGUGAUUUUUUCAUUUAUGGAGUAGAUGGGGGGUCCCUGCUUUUGUUUGUUUUUGGCUUGGUUAUUGACCGGAUUAUUGUAUUUUUUUUCUCUCUCUCUGUCUCUGGCUUUUUGGUUACGGAUUGCGUGUCGCUUUGAUACAGUGGAUGACAGUCGCUGCGACGUUUUGGCUACCUUUUUGAUCGAAGAUUUUUGUCGAUUCGCAUAGUAUGGAUGAUAUUUUUAGUGGACAAAAUUUAAUAAUAUUAUUCGGGAAAUUUGUUG